UUCUUAAUUUUCGAUUUUUAAUUUCUUUUUUUUUGUUCCCCCCCAUCUUUUCAUUAGUUUUUACGACUUGGAUGUUGAUAAUUUCAUGUGUAUAUAGCGGUUUUUUUUGUCCACUGCCAUAUUUCAUUCGAUCGAAUCAAUGCAAUUCAAUUCAUUCGAUCGAUAAUAUAUCAUCGAAAACAUUACAUAAACACACACACACAUAUACGAACUCUUCAAACCAGACAACCAAUCAUUCAAAAGUGAAUUUUUUUUCCUCCUUUUUUUUCAUUUGAUGAAUGAUUGAUCAUCAAAAUUUAUAAUUGAUAAUAGUCGAUGAUGAUUUAUACCGAAAACAUUUAUCGGCAGUGAUUUUGUGUCCAUCAUCAUCAUCAUCAUCAUCAUCAUCGACGACGACAAUGAUGACAACGACAUAUGCACUAUUACACCUAUACAUCUAUAAUCAAUUUGUCAUCAUCAUCAUUUUAUCGACGACAUGAUUGUAUUUGCGUUUUUCAUCGGAAUAUAUAAAUCCUGUCCUUUACACAUCAAACCAACAAACAAAUCAUCAAAUCUUAUGAUCGAAUGUGUGUUUUGUGCUUACAUUAAUGUAUCGUCGUGAAAAUUAUCUUUUUUUUGUCUGCAACAACAACAACAACAAGUUAUAUUGCGUGUUUUUUUUUUUUUUUUCGAAAAAUUUUUCAUUUUUCACUAUCGUCAAAAAAAACUUGAAUUCCUGAAUGUUUCGAGUAUUUUACCGAUUUUUUUAUAUGAUAAUAAUCAAAUUCUUGUGAUAAAAUAAGAAUCAAUCAAAACGAAGAAUCAAAAAAAAAAAAUGGAAAAAUUAGAUCCAACCAAACCGAUUUCAUUCAGCUUUUCUGGUUGUGGUUUUAUGGGCCUUUAUCAUGUCGGUGUUGCAUCUUGUCUACGUGAAUAUGCACCAAUAUCACCGGAUACAAAAUUUUUAGGAGCAUCAGCCGGUUCAUUAGCGGCAAUUAGUCUUGUCUGUGAUAUGCCAUUGGGUGAAAGUACAAGUGAAAUACUAAAUGUAGCAAUGCGUGCUCGUGCCCGAGCACUUGGUCCAUUUCAUCCAUCAUUCGAUAUUAAUCGUAUUCUAUAUGAUCUCCUUAUGCGUACCCUACCAGAUGAUGCACAUAUCAGGGCUAAUGGCCGUAUGUACAUAAGUGUUACCAGGGUUAGUGAUGGUAAAAAUGUUAUCAUUAAUCAAUUCAAAUCUAAAGAGGAACUGAUCAAGGCAUUACAAUGUUCAUGUUUCAUACCAUUAUGGUCGGGUUUAUUACCGCCUAAAUUUAAUGGCAUCACCUAUAUUGAUGGUGGAUGUACGAAUAAUUUACCAAUAUUGGAUGAAAAUACUAUAACCGUAUCACCAUUUUCUGGCGAAUCCGAUAUAUGUCCACAGGAUGAUACAUUUAAUUUAUUUCAAUUUAAUUUUACAAAUACAUCUAUAUCGAUAUCACCAUCGAAUAUAUAUCGUAUAUCAAGGAUAUUAUUUCCAGCACAUCCGGAAACAUUGAGUAAAAUUUGUCAACAAGGUUUCGAUGAUGCACUUCGUUAUCUUCAACGUAAUAAUAAAAUAUCCUGUACAAGAUGUUUGGCCAUACAUUUUACAUUAGAAAAAGAAGAAACAUCAAAUAAACAUCAUAGACAUCAUAAACAUCAUGCCAAUUGUCGUGAUUGUGAAUAUCGAAGGCAAAUUGCCAUCCUUGAUUCAUUGCCUGAAUCCGUUGUUGAAGCUAUUCAAGAAGCCUGUGAUCAGGUAAACAAAGGAAUAAUAAAUUGGCUAUUCCGUCAUCGUCCAAUGAAAUUAUUGUCAAUAUUGAGCAUACCAUAUCUAUUGCCGAUCGAUAUUACAAUCGUAUUGUUUAGUAAAAUCUAUGAAAAAUUACCAGAUAUACAAAAAGAAUUGAAAGAAUCAUUUAUGCGUUUUAUAUCGUUAUUGAAAUCAUUAUUGGUUAAAAUUGAAUCAAAUCGUUAUUUUUAUUCAGCCAAAUUUAGUUGUCAAUUAGCAGUCAAAGAAUUUGAUUAUACAAGUGAAGAAAAUUUAACGAAAAUACGAAAAUCAUCCAGUCAUUCGAAAUCAUUGUUUAUGAAUGAUAUAGCCAAACAACAACAACAACAACAACUACAACUACAACAACAGCAACAACAACAAAAAAUAAUGAUUAAUAAUCAACCAUUAAAAGAAAGUAAAAGUUUAGAUUUGAAAAAACUGGACCCAAUUAAAUAUCGUAAAGCAUCAUAUGCAGGUCGUGAAGUCAAUCAGAAUCGUAAUAAACCAAGACGAAGAUCAAUGAUUGAAAUGGGUAGCCAUCCAGAUCUACCACCUGAACGUGUUAUUUCACAGCUAAAUUUUGAUCUAAAAUUAGAUGUUAAACCUGAUCAAUCUAAUGUAAAAACAACAAUGGAUACACGAAACAAUAAUAAUGAUGUUAUUGAUGAUGAUAUUGAUGGUCCAUCAUCAUCAUUGGAUAGUAAAGUAAUAGAUAUCGAUAUCAAUGAAAUUGAUCAAAAUAAUGCCAUUGAAAUUGCUAAUAAAGCAUUGAAUUGGGAGAAAGAAAUUCUAGAAAAAUGUCAUGAUCAUCUUAAUGCUAAUGAUGGAAAUUUUGAUAGAAUGUUGCAAAUUACUAAAAAUAAUGAUGCAGUUAUGGCAUAUUAUUAUACUGAUGAAAAUAACAAAGUACAAUUUACUGAAUUAUUUAAAAUUGGUGAUGAAGAUAUUGAUAAAUUGAAUGAUAAAGAAAAUAAUAAUAAUAAUGAUGAUGAUCCAAAUAUUAUCGAUAAUUAUCAACAACAGAUUCCAACAUAUAAAAAAGAUAAUGAUGAUGGUCUUAUUGAAAGUACUAUUCCACAUGGAAACAUUCAACAACAACAACAGCAUCAACACCAAACAACAACAACAACAUUGAAUGAUAAAAAUAAUGGAUCGAAUGGUGGAAAUGAAAGUCCAAAAAAACGUCCAAGAAAAUUAUCAUCGAUUAUUAUGGUUGAUUAAUGGCCAAUAUUCAUCUAUGUGUGUGUGUGUGAACAUUUGUCAUUGUCAAACACACACACACAACGAUUGGAUUUUUCGAUACCAUACGUUUUUUUUUCGUUUUCAUUUUUUUAAAUCUUUUCUUUUUUUUGUACUUUUAAUCUUUUAUAUCUCUGCCUUUUUGUUCAUUAUUAUUAUUGUUGUUGUUGUUGUCAAUCCUGUGAACCAUGUGUGAAUUUAUAUCAUUUAAAAACAAAACGUUUAUAAACGUUCGUUUGAUUGUUCCUAAAUCGUCGUUGUGUGUGUGUGUGUCUUAAUUGUCUUAUAAUAAUAAAAUUUAAAUGAUGAAAUGAUUA
This is a messenger RNA of Dermatophagoides farinae (American house dust mite), 3327 nucleotides long. The record is from RefSeq and is a predicted model, not a curated record. NCBI's taxonomy places the organism in Eukaryota, Metazoa, Arthropoda, Arachnida, Sarcoptiformes, Pyroglyphidae.